This is a messenger RNA of Alternaria arbusti, 606 nucleotides long. RefSeq lists its product as uncharacterized. The transcript is spliced from 8 exons. Gene Ontology annotation, cellular component: ESC/E(Z) complex. Gene Ontology annotation, biological process: negative regulation of transcription by RNA polymerase II. The coding region runs from base 1 to 606 and encodes 201 amino acids. Lineage: Eukaryota; Fungi; Ascomycota; Dothideomycetes; Pleosporales; Pleosporaceae. The record is from RefSeq and is a predicted model, not a curated record. Gene Ontology annotation, molecular function: nucleosome binding; protein binding.
AUGGACUGCAACUUUGAACUGCCUUCGCUGAGGGCCACUUUGAGACUAGGCGCUGAGCUCUACAACGGCACCGUCGAGAUCCUGCGGUGGUUUGAAGAUGACGAGACCACUACUGAACACGGCACGUCCGACGAUAAAGUCAACUACAACAGUAUCGUAUGGUCUCAGGCUGAAAAUGGCGACCCGCUCGUCUGCGUCACAGGAGACUCUCGCAUCAAGGUCUUGAAUGUCCAGACCGGGGAGCUCACAGCAACGCUGAUAGGCCAUGGCGAUUCCGUCAACGAUCUCGCCAUAUCGCCGAUAGACCCGACCAUUCUCGCCUCCGUGAGCAUUGACCAUAGUCUCCGAAUAUGGAGCCUCCACCCCGACCACGAAAAGCAGCCCCUCGGAGCCAUCUGUUACGGGCAAGGCCAUAAGGACCAGGUGCUUACCAUUGCAUACCACCCGAAAGGCCGGUACAUCCUAACAGCGGGUAUGGAUACCAGGAUCAAUUUAUGGGCAGUACCCGAAGACCUCAAGGAACACGCUGGUACCGACAAGCCGGCCAUAGUGCACUAUCCGCACUUUUCCACUACCGAGAUACACACUGACUUCAUCGACUGGUAA